AUGACCUUUGCUCUCGUAGGCCACUAUCUCUACCAAGCCUACAAGGCUAAGAAAGCCGAAAGCCUUCGCGAACAGCAAGAACGAGGUACGAUCCAAGAGGUACGAGCCCCUUCACCCGAAAAGACCCCUUCAGCCCUGCGGAGAAUCUCAUACAGCGCGAAGAAGGCUGCUAGCAAGGUCCGUACCCACUUCUCAUCUCGCUCAACCCGCCAAGCACCACAAGACGAAGACUGCGAGAAGCUGCUGACGAGUCCUCAGCAACAGCCUGAAUCGCAGCCGACUGUGAUAAACUAUGAACCCGGUUUAGACGGCGCAGGCACAACUUUCCAUCAGUAUGCCAAGAACACCGCACUUGACCAGUCCGACAUCUUCGAGCCAGCUCCAGCAUCACGCUGGACAGCGCAGCCUGAGCGAUACAUCUGCAUGCACGUCACGAACACGGCUCCAGCUCAGACUCCCGCCUCAUGCUCCACACUGAUGCGUGCAGGACGUUUCCGCGAGUACACUCCCAUCGUCGCCGAUACCACGCCAUCUCCACCGCGGACGACAGACCGUACCCUCGACCACGUGCCCGUUGCACCAAAGAAAGCCAGCCCUCGACCCAGACUGAGGCGCGAGAAACGGUUCGAGGCAAGUCUUCGAGCUGAAGGACCCAGAUUUGAAGGCUACCAGCCACUACGGUCACCCAGGAACGGGUUCGAUUUAGAUGCGAUGAGCAGAGAAGAGUUCAAGGCGUGGCUACUAUCUGGCGGUGAGGACUUCCCGGGCUCGGACGUUGUGCCGUUGUUGGAGGAAGAUUGGUGA
This is a messenger RNA of Fulvia fulva, 804 nucleotides long. RefSeq lists its product as uncharacterized. The coding region runs from base 1 to 804 and encodes 267 amino acids. The transcript has a single exon. The record is from RefSeq and is a predicted model, not a curated record. NCBI's taxonomy places the organism in Eukaryota, Fungi, Ascomycota, Dothideomycetes, Mycosphaerellales, Mycosphaerellaceae.